AUUGGUGAACCAGGAACCAGCUCUCUUUGCCACCACCAUACUGGAGAAUAUUCUCUACGGUAAGCCAGAUGCAACAAUGGAUGAAGUCGAGGCUGCUGCUUCCGCUGCAAAUGCUCAUAGCUUCAUCACCCUGCUUCCCAAUGGAUAUAAUACGCAGGUGGGAGAGCGAGGAGUCCAGCUUUCUGGUGGUCAGAAACAGAGGAUAGCAAUAGCAAGAGCCAUGCUGAAGAACCCAAAAAUUCUUCUCCUCGAUGAAGCAACAAGUGCACUAGAUGCUGGAUCUGAGAGCAUUGUUCAAGAAGCAUUGGACCGUCUCAUGGUAGGAAGGACAACGGUCGUAGUUGCUCAUCGACUGUCCACCAUCAGAAACGUCGAUACCAUUGCAGUCAUUCAACAAGGGCUAGUUGUAGAAACAGGAACCCACGAAGAACUGAUUGCUAAAGCAGGUGCCUACGCCACUUUGAUCAGAUUCCAAGAAAUGGUGAGAAACAGAGAUUUUGCUAACCCAUCAACACGAAGAACACGCUCAACACGCCUCAGCCACUCGCUCUCAACCAAGUCUCUAAGCCUCCGAUCCGGAAGCCUUCGCAACUUGAGCUAUUCCUACAGUACCGGAGCAGAUGGCCGCAUCGAGAUGGUCUCCAAUGCUGAAACAGAUCGGAAAAAUCCUGCACCUAAAGGAUACUUCUUUAGGUUGCUCAAUCUGAAUGCACCCGAGUGGCCUUACUCAGUAAUGGGAGCUGUGGGGUCUGUGCUUUCAGGUUUCAUUGGGCCAACAUUCGCCAUAGUCAUGAGCAACAUGAUUGAGGUGUUCUACUACACUAAUCCUCAAUCAAUGGAGAGGAAGACCAAGGAAUAUGUGUUCAUCUACAUUGGUGCUGGACUCUACGCCGUGGUCGCUUACUUGAUUCAGCACUACUUCUUCAGCAUAAUGGGAGAGAACUUGACUACCAGAGUUAGGAGAAUGAUGCUUGCUGCAAUUCUGAGGAAUGAAGUCGGAUGGUUCGACGAGGAAGAACACAACUCGAGCCUGGUUGCAGCGAAACUAGCAACAGAUGCAGCAGAUGUGAAGUCUGCAAUAGCUGAGAGGAUAUCCGUGAUACUCCAGAACAUGACCUCUCUUCUCACAUCCUUCAUAGUUGCUUUCAUUAUUGAAUGGAGAGUCUCACUUCUCAUUCUCGGAACCUUCCCUCUCCUGGUCCUCGCCAACUUCGCCCAGCAACUCUCCCUGAAAGGAUUUGCAGGUGACACAGCAAAGGCCCAUGCAAAGACGAGCAUGAUCGCCGGUGAAGGCGUGAGCAACAUUAGAACCGUCGCAGCUUUCAACGCUCAAGACAAGAUCCUCUCGUUAUUCUGCCAUGAACUCCGCAUCCCACAACUACACAGCUUAAAGAGAAGCCAGAUCUCCGGCCUCUUGUUCGGCCUUUCGCAGCUCGCCCUCUACGCAUCCGAAGCUCUCAUUCUCUGGUACGGAUCGCAUCUCGUCAGCCGUGGAGUCUCCACCUUCUCCAAGGUGAUCAAGGUCUUCGUCGUGCUGGUCGUGACGGCCAACUCAGUCGCCGAAACAGUCAGCCUGGCUCCAGAGAUCAUCCGAGGCGGGGAAGCAGUCGGUUCGGUGUUCUCAAUCCUCGACCGCUCCACCCGCAUCGACCCGGACGAUUCUGAGGCCGAGGUGGUCGAAUCGGUCCGCGGAGAAAUCGAGCUGCGACACGUGGACUUCUCGUACCCGACCAGACCGGAUGUGGCCGUGUUCACGGACUUUAGCUUGAGAAUUCGAGCUGGCCAGAGCCAGGCUUUAGUUGGAGCCAGCGGGUGUGGGAAGAGCUCGGUGAUCGCCUUGAUCGAGCGGUUCUACGACCCGUCUGCUGGCAAAGUAAUGAUCGACGGGAAAGAUAUCCGCCGGUUGAACCUGAAAUCGUUGAGGCAGAAAAUCGGUCUGGUCCAACAGGAGCCUGCAUUAUUUGCUACAAGCAUCUUCGACAACAUUGCCUACGGCAAAGAAGGCGCGACGGAAGCUGAGGUGAUCGAAGCAGCUCGUGCUGCGAACGUCCACGGGUUCGUGAGCGGGCUGCCCGACGGGUACAGGACGCCUGUCGGGGAGAGAGGGGUGCAGCUUUCCGGUGGACAGAAGCAGAGGAUCGCCAUUGCCAGAGCCGUGCUGAAGAACCCGGCAAUCUUGUUGCUCGACGAGGCGACGAGCGCUCUCGAUGCAGAGUCGGAAUGCGUGCUGCAGGAAGCCCUGGAGAGGCUGAUGAGGGGGAGGACAACGGUGCUGGUGGCGCAUCGGCUGUCGACAAUUCGAGGGGUGGAUUGUAUCGGGGUGGUGCAGGAUGGGAGGAUUGUGGAGCAAGGGAGCCAUGGUGAGUUGGUUAGUAGGCCUGAAGGGGCUUAUUCGAGACUGUUGCAGUUACAGCACCAUCACAUUUGAGACUGGAUGUGGAGGCAGGGGAUCAAGAAACCUCAUUGUUGUUGUUUAUUAUGUGUUAGGGUUUGUGUUUCCCGUUUAACCUGAAAGAAGAAAAGUUUCCAUUUUCCCCUUUGGGAUGAUGAUGGAUGGAUGGUGAUGAGAAUGUAGAUAUUGGGGAAGGUGGAUACUUUUCUGAGAGAAAGAUCACUAAUGUAAUGGUAACCCUGUUUUCUACCAAUGGGGUAGUCAAGUGUUUGUAAUAUCAAUAUGUAAUAUCAUAAUUUUCUACUGCCUAAUGUAUUGUGUAAGAAAGGAACAUUAGAAUAAUGCGUCAAUCUCAGUAAUCCUUA
Molecule: messenger RNA, 2757 nt
Organism: Linum tenue
Lineage: Eukaryota; Viridiplantae; Streptophyta; Magnoliopsida; Malpighiales; Linaceae
Source: the annotation of a GenBank genome assembly